AUGAGUAAUGUGUCGCUUAUGCCGGGAGCGGAGAGACUGAUAGCACAUUUGCGCCGACACAACAUCCCGAUGGCAAUUGCCACCGGAUCUACACUCGAGUCCUUUCGCAUUAAGAUAUUUAAAUAUCAACAGUUGUUUAAAAUUGGAGACAACUUUCAGCACAUAGUCUUCACGCGAGACGACCCGGAGGUGAGCGCUCCCAAACCGGCACCUGAUGUUUAUCUGGUGGCCGCCAAACGAUUCAAAUCAUCGGCUGAAUCCCAUAAAUGUUUAGUGUUUGAAGACACCAAAACGGGUGUUGACGGUGCGAUCAGCGCUGGCAUGCAGUGCGUUAUGGUUCCCGAUUACAGAUUUCAAUACAUUCAACAAAAUGCUACACAAAUUAUCAAAACUCUUUUCGAUUUUAAGCCCGAAUUGUAUGGUUUGCCUCCAUUUGAAGAUUAA
Medioppia subpectinata is the source of this 444-nucleotide messenger RNA. Lineage: Eukaryota; Metazoa; Arthropoda; Arachnida; Sarcoptiformes; Oppiidae. The record is from the annotation of a GenBank genome assembly.